UUACUUCCGGCAUUUCCGGAUUUUCAACAAGAUUUAAAUUGAGUCAUCAAACAUACCAUUUAUUUUGAAUCAUUCACCUGCCAACAACGUAUUUAGAUCCGGAUAUCAAAGCAUAAAAAAGGUGGACUAUUUCUGUGAAGAUGGAUGAGCGUGAUUCAAAGCCCAACAGUCAGGACCAGAACAACACAGACGCAUUAACUCAACAAGUGGGACAAGUCAAUAUGGGAGACACAAUAGAUGGAAGAAACACGACACAGAUGAUGGCAGGUCUUCGUGUCUCAAAUAAUGAAGAUGUAAACAAUGAAGAUAGGUAUAAUAUGAAACACCCACGACGUGGUAUGGCAGUUAUUAUAAACAACAGAUCCUUCCAGUCUAGCACUGGGAUGAAUGAACGCAAUGGCACAGACGUUGAUGCCUCUAAUAUAUUUCAAAGAUUGAAUGAUCUUGGAUUUGAGGUGAUUAUUAAGACCAAUCAAACCACACGACAAAUGGUAGACCUCAUGUCGAAAGCUGGCAAAAUGAACCAUUCAGAUGCUGACUGUUUUGCUUGCGUAAUUCUGAGUCACGGAGAAGAAGGAGUCGUCUAUGGGACAGAUGGUGUUGUCCCCAUUGAGAAACUUACAGAGCCUUUCAAGGGCAACAAGUGUGAAUCCCUCAGAGGCAAACCUAAGAUGUUUUUCAUACAGGCAUGUCGAGGCCAGAAGUUUGAUGAAGGUGUAGAAACAACUGAUGAUGAUGGGGAGGGCCUAGAUGAAACAGAUGCUAACACUGUGCAUAGGAUUCCUGCUGAGGCUGACUUCUUAAUGGCGUACUCAGUAGUUCCAGGUUAUUUCUCAUGGAGGAACUCAACCAGGGGGUCGUGGUUCAUCCAGGCUCUAUGUUCUGUUCUAGAAAAAUAUGGCGAAAAUCCAGAUUAUGACAUCCUCCGAAUCAUGACCAGGGUCAACAGGAUGGUGGCUUACGAUUUCGAAUCCAGGGCAGCUCGUGAAUUCAUGAAUCGCAAAAAACAAAUCCCGUCAAUAGUUUCUAUGCUUACUAAAGAGAUGUAUUUCACCCCAAGGACUGGUUGAUUGCCUUUAAUCAUUAAUAAUUGUGUAUAUUGACUAAAACAAUCAAGAUCUUAAACAGGAGCAGGGUUUUAUCGACCUGGUAUGUGAUAUUCUAAGAUGCUAGGUCUCACUUCAAAUUAACAACUAGGAAACAACGAUAAUAAAUGGAUGAACUGUUCCUGGUUCAAAAUUUGUAAUGUCAAGCAAUCAUGACAGUGAUCUCCCCAGUAUAAGUGCAACUUUGUGCCACACCCUGCUGAUUUCAAAAUUACACGUUAUCUGUCAAGGGUUUCUUUGCACCAUUUUAAAAUGAUAGAAUAUUCACAUAUUUGACCAAAAUAGGCAAGAUCAGGAUUUAGAAUCCAGUUCCCAGAACCCCGAAAACUUAUGGAGAUAAUUUCAUGCUAAAUCCAAUUGUUGUUUACAUGUAAACAAGGUCCCAACUGUGAUUGUUUUGUAAAUAAUUUCUAUUUGAAAUAUUUUUGUAAAGCUGUGUAUAUUUAAUGCUGCAAUCUUUUAAAAGUGAAAAAAAAGAAAAUAAACUGUAUAUCAUCACAGGUUCUAUCAAGACCCCAUUCUACUGCGAGAUUCCUUGGGGUGUUAUCAACUCAUCCGAGAUGAAUAAGUACUAGGAGCUUGCACGUCUCGAACUCAAGAACUCAUUACAGUGACAGUGCUUUGAGCGUUACUAACAUAUUAUUGUAUAUGUGUAGCCCCUCACAUUAGCUUCUGCAAGCAAAUAAUAUGAUGGGUUCUGGAUGGUGCCUAUUGUAUAUGCUACAUAGAUAUCCUUGCUAUAGAAAACAGGGUUUUUAGAGAGCUUGAGAGGAUCAGAUCACUUAUAUUUCUAGGACAAUCAGACAUUGUUAAUUAUAAAAAUACAGCUUUUUGAAGUGCAAUGAUCACAUAAACAGUCUAGCCUAUUUGAGGAAUCUUUAUUUUUUGUGAUCUAUCUAAUAGUCAU
This is a messenger RNA of Owenia fusiformis, 2013 nucleotides long. The record is from the annotation of a GenBank genome assembly. Lineage: Eukaryota; Metazoa; Annelida; Polychaeta; Sabellida; Oweniidae.